ACGGAGUGACGGCUGCCUGCAGAUUGUGGGUUGGACACUGUGGGAGGUAGCCGUGGGGUGUCUAAGGCAUGUGAGGGUCCCCUGACCGGCCCAAUUGUAGAAAUUAACGAGACAUUCUAAGUUCAUAAUUGGAAAGGAUGCAAACUGCUUUGAGCCAACAGCGCUGCUUGCCGGCCAGCACAUCUGGAAGAUGCAGUCUUACAUCCUUUGAUUGUUCGGAAGAUUGCCCAGGCAGCUCAGGCAGGCUGUUGGGGCGCUUGGCCAAGAGCAGAACCCUCCUGCUCAGAAGAGGCUCAGCUUUGAGGGGCUCAUACAGCCGCAGAUGCAGUCUGCUGCCUGCAUGCUGCCAGCCAAGGGCUGCAGGGCAUGUGGGAGCAUUACAAAUCAGGAGCAGCGCCGCCAAGCGCGACGUCCGAGCACAGGCGAGAUCUACGGCAGGCCAGGUUGGCGUCGCCGCGGUUGAGGAGGUCGUGGACGCUCCACACCCGGAAGUGCUCAGCUAUUCCUCGCUGCCCGUCAGCUUCGCUGCACGCACAGUCAGAGAUAGCUAUCUGAGUGUCCAGAACGUGGAGAGCUUGACGAGAGAGCUGGCAGAGGUCGGAGAGCACUUGGAGAGGCUGGUUGCGUCUGAGGACACCCCGUCUUCAAGGGCUUACUCGGAGAGCGAGAUGAGCGAGGAAGAUUACAAGAGGUUACAGGAGGCUCGCAGGCAGCAUGAGGAC
Molecule: messenger RNA, 722 nt
Organism: Coccomyxa subellipsoidea C-169
Lineage: Eukaryota; Viridiplantae; Chlorophyta; Trebouxiophyceae; Coccomyxaceae
Exons: 2
Coding region: 367-555 (62 amino acids)
Source: RefSeq, a predicted model, not a curated record